AUGCCUGAUGGGCAGCACUCAGAUCCCGAGGGUCCCCCGCGAUUCCCUCCCCAAACCCAGACAUACGUGUAUCCAAGCGCGACCGGUCAGAAUGGCCUCGAAAACGACUCUGGAGAUUCAGCUCCCGUAUCGGGUCGCUCAUCAUUCUCUUACUCGAGGAACUACGCGACACCAGCAACUGGUGCACAGACCCCAGACCCGCUAAUGGGCCAUACUGUUGUUGUUGAUAAGCAGUCGUUAAAAAAUGUCUCGCAAACCAUCACCAGUCUUGGUCCAGGUGAAGAAAACGCACAUGAACUCGACACGCUCGGACAUCGGUUAAAGAACCGAAAGCCCUCGGUAUCCCGAUCCUCGGAUUUUGCCGACGAAGCGGCAACGCCGCCGAGCCGAGCGAGGCAAGGUGUACCACCAGAAAUCUCGAGCUUCACGGCAGAGAUUAUUCUUGUCAUGGUUUGUUCUGCCGGUCUUAUGCUGUUUUCUUUCUUCCUUGGUGAUAUGCUUGCCCCACAGGAACAGUUGAAGACUGCGCUCGGCAUCACCAACACUCAACUGCCUUGGAUUGUUGGUGCAUUCAAUACCGCCAACGGCCUAUCGGUCGUGAUCUCUGGAUCCCUCUCGGACUUAGCUCCGCCCAAAAGCCUAAUGGUAGGCGCUUUCGCUUGGUUAACCACCUGGAACAUUGUCGGAGCUUUCUCUUUGCACCCAUCACGCUAUAUUCUUUUCUUUGUCAUGCGAGCCAUGCAGGGUCUUGCUAUCGGUGUUUUGGUUUCGGGAAGCAUGAGUAUCCUAGGCCGAGUUUAUAAGCCUGGAGUUCGGAAGAAUCGCGUGUUCUCUGCUAUGGCGGCGUGUUGCCCCUUCGGCUUCUCUCUUGGGGCAAUUCAAGGAGGUGCUCUUUAUCAACACCUUCCAUGGAUCUUUGGAACAAACGCCAUUAUUUGCGCUAUCUGCGGCGUAGCUGCAUACUUUACUAUUCCACCUUUGAAGCCAGUGGCCGAUGUUGCUGGGACGGAAGCACCGACUCUACGGCAGUUUGAUUAUAUUGGAGGCGCAUGUGCUUCUGGAGGCUGCGUGUGCUUACUCUUCGGGCUUACACAAGGCCCGGUGGCUGCAUGGUCCCCAUACACUUAUGUCCUCAUCAUUGUUGGUCUUCUUCUAUUGUGUGGUCUCUUUUUCGCCGAGCGCGCCGCCAUCCGACCUCUCAUCCCCAACCGCCUUUGGUCAACACCGGGAUUCACCCCGUUAAUGAUUGCUUAUUUCCUCGGCUUCGGCUCCUUCUUCGGCUGCUGGCAAUUUUAUGCAAUUCAAUUUUGGCUACGUAUUCAACACGCUACCCCCAUCGCUGUGGCAUUGUAUCAUAUCCCCAAUGCCGUUGUCGGAGUCUUUGCUACAUGGAUCGUGAGCCGCACUCUGCACGUUGUUCCGGGCCACUAUAUCUAUGCGGUUUCUAUGUUCGCAUUCACUAUGGGGCCUGCUUUCUUUAUCCCUCAAACUGCGGGCACAACUUACUGGGCUCUUUCAUUCCCCGGUAUUGCGCUCGUGACAUUUGGACCUGACCUGGCUUUUGCUGCAGCCUCGAUCUUUAUCACGAGCAAUGUUGCCCGGUCUUACCAGGGAAGCGCGGGUAGCUUAUUGGUGACGAAUCAGAAUCUGUCAUCUGCGAUUAUGACUAGUCUCGCUGAUGCGAUUGGCACCCGGGUUAGUAAAGGUGCUGAUGGACAGGUUGGCCUCGAAGGACUUAGAGCUAUUUGGUGGUUUGCUAUGGGAGCACAGUUGCUUGCCCUGCUUGUGACAGUUGUAUGGGUGCGGAUUCCCAAGGAGGAGGAGAAGGAGCAUGUUACAUGA
Molecule: messenger RNA, 1842 nt
Organism: Penicillium verhagenii
Lineage: Eukaryota; Fungi; Ascomycota; Eurotiomycetes; Eurotiales; Aspergillaceae
Product: MFS transporter
Exons: 1
Coding region: 1-1842 (613 amino acids)
Biological process (GO): transmembrane transport
Cellular component (GO): membrane
Molecular function (GO): transmembrane transporter activity
Source: RefSeq, a predicted model, not a curated record